AUGUAAAAAGAUAAUUCCAAAUAUUAUAUUUAACUGAAUGAAAUCGACAGAUAUCCUAAAAAAUCAACAUCCUCAUAAUUAAACUCAUCAAGUUAAUCUGAUUCCUUUGAAAUGAUUUAUAUAACCAUUCCAAAAAACACUUUAAGCCCGAAUUCAACAUAUACAUUAUAAAUAACAGCUACAAAUAUAAAUACUAACUAAACACAAUAUUAAAAUUUUACUAUAUAUAUUCCAUUUGCUGGAUUGAUUUGUUAGUUUAACAAUAGAGGAAUUUAAAGUAUAAGAAAAGAUCUGAAUCUCCUAAUAGAAUGUAAUGAUUUCGACACAAUAUAUGAUUGGAACAGUUAUCCAGAUUUGUCUAUUUAAGUUACUUGUAAAGAUCUAUAAAAAGCAGUGCAUGAUAAUAUGAACAAAACAAAAACAUAAAUGUUAAUAAGACUGCCCCAUAAUAAUUUAUAAGGAAGAAUUCAAUUUCCACUUUCGAAAUUUAAGAAUGGAGUGUAACUGUUACCAAAUUUUAAGAAACUAAAAAAUUUACUUAAAUAAUUGUUUACCUUGAUGAUGAUUUCCCUAUGCUAAAUCUAGAAUACAAUAAAGGAUAUUUAAUGAGAAAAAUUAACAAUUAUGAAUAAUUAAAUUUUACAUUUGAAAUCCCUUUUGAUUAAAAACCACAUCUGUUAGAUCUGUCUAUUGCAAUUAUUUAUAAUUUUGAAAUAAUAGAAAUACUGCAACCAAAAUACAUAUUCCAUUAAUUUAAGAUAAUUAAUAGCAUCAAGAAAUUAAAUUUUGGUGAUGAUAUAAAUCUUAAAUUUGCAGCUUAAUCCACAAAUAAUAUUAUGCCAAGUCUAAAUAAUAUAACACUGUCUAUGAAUUAGCCUCCAGAAUGUUCAAAAUUAUUUCUAACUAGUUCAAAUACUUUAGCGCUAACUGAUCUCUUAGUAACUUGUAGUUGCGAUCAAUCAAAUGAUUCUCCAUAUGAAUAUUAGCUUAGGUUAUUUUUAAGAGAAUCAGACUUAACUAAUUUCUUAAUAGAAUCUUCAGAUAAUUCCUUAAUUCUUUAUCCAUUUUAAACUUAAAAUUAAUUUUAAAUUUAAACUCCCACCUCUAUUGACUCCUCAAAAAUUGGAAUUUUAGUUUAAGUGCUUGAUACUGGAGAAUCAAUCACUCAAAUUUUUGAAUAAAUUACUGUAAAAUUUGCAAAAAUAAAUUGUUCCUCAAUUUAAUUUUAGAAUUUAAAUUUAUAAAACUAGAUAGCAUUGCUAUUUGAAACAAUGAAUUAAAAAUGCGAAGAACUGCAUUCUUAAAUUUAUCUUCAUUUGCUUUAGAAAUCAAUUUCAUCAGAUAAAAAUGAAAAUAUCUUAAAAUUUAAGGCUUUAAAACUAUAUAAACAAUUCUUAAUUUAAUCCAUUUAAAGCAAACCUAAAACUGAUUUACAAAAUCAAAGAUGCUUUGAUAUAAACUCAAACCAUUUAUUUAUUACAUACAAUUCCACUUCUGAACAAGAAGAAGUUAAUUUAACUACUCAAAUAUAAAAUUUAAAAGAAAAUCCAAAAAAUUUAAAAAACACUCUACAAUAUUUUAAGAAACUAAAAAAGCAAUUUUAAGAGGAGCUUUAAUUAAAUUAAUACACAUGA
Paramecium pentaurelia is the source of this 1634-nucleotide messenger RNA. NCBI's taxonomy places the organism in Eukaryota, Ciliophora, Oligohymenophorea, Peniculida, Parameciidae. The record is from the annotation of a GenBank genome assembly.